Molecule: messenger RNA, 2340 nt
Organism: Oreochromis niloticus (Nile tilapia)
Lineage: Eukaryota; Metazoa; Chordata; Actinopteri; Cichliformes; Cichlidae
Gene: pafah1b3
Product: platelet-activating factor acetylhydrolase, isoform Ib, gamma subunit
Exons: 6
Coding region: 86-757 (223 amino acids)
Cellular component (GO): cytoplasm
Molecular function (GO): platelet-activating factor acetyltransferase activity
Source: RefSeq, a predicted model, not a curated record
UAAUGGUACGCUCUGCUAUACUGAACCUCACUUCCGGAAAGUGAUUCGGGGGACAACAGUGUUUUUGAUUUAGUGGUAAAGCAGAAUGAGUGCAGGAGAACCAAACCCAGCCGCCACACCCACUCCCUGUGAAGACACGCAGGGAGAUGGACGAUGGAUGUCUAUGCACAAUCGGUUUGUGUCCGACAGCAAAGACAAAGAACCUGAUGUCCUGUUUGUUGGAGACUCUCUUGUUCAGCUCAUGCACGAGUUUGGGAUAUGGCGUCAGUUGUUCUCACCUCUCCAUUGCCUUAAUUUUGGGGUGGGUGGUGAUGCAACACAACAUGUGCUGUGGCGACUGAGCAACGGUGAACUGGAUAACAUCAGCCCAAAGGUCGUAGUGCUGUGGGUAGGAACUAACAAUCACGGUCACACUCCUGAACAGAUCUGUGGAGGCAUCUUGGCUAUUAUCCAAGUUAUCAAGAACAAGCUUCCCAAUGCCCACACGCUUGUACUUAGUUUACUGCCCAGAGGAAAAAUGCCAAACCCUCUACGGGAUAGAAAUGCCAAGGUGAACGAGCUAGUAAAGGACACCUUAACAUCUCUUCCUCAUGCCUCCUUCUUCAAUGUAGACCCCGGCUUUGUUCACUCCAAUGGUAGCAUCUCCCACCAGGACAUGUACGACUACCUUCACCUGACCCCAAAAGGAUAUCAAGCUGUAUGUGAACCCUUGCAUGCCCAUAUCAAAGCCCUGCUAGGUGAACCUACUGACAACUGAGCAUCUAGGUCACAAAAGUACACUACCACAGUGGUCCUUGUCCCUGUUUCAAGAAACCAUUGCACUUAUAUUAUUAAGAUGUGUAAUGAUGGAUAGAAUCAGUUAUUAAGGGCUAAGAGCUGCAUAAACUAUUUGUGGAAGACCUUUUCAAGGCUUGGGUUGGUGACCACUGUUAAAGACAAUGUGACCAUACCGUUUUUGUUUAUAUGAAUUGACAAAGUCCUACUUCCAUUCCCAAUAUUGCACCUGUUCCAUUAGCUUCUCUGACACACAGAAUCAAUACAAUUGAACAAUUUUGUUUGUCAUCCGGGGACCCUCUGGUUUAAGAGAAUAAUAAUGAGCUAAUUAUACUGUCCAUUAUCGCCCUCAUGAUUGGCACCGCUCACUAAAAGUGAUGUCACAUCCACUGGUGCAAGUUUUUGUGUCAUUUUAGCCGGUCGCACACCUCUCAAUUUUUUUACCUGUGUGUGGGUGGCAUUUGCACCAUGGCCGGUAAUUCCCAAAUUAUACAGAGGGAGAUGCUCCAACAGCUUGACAAAAAGACUUCUUAAAAACUCAGCUUCUGGUUUGAGCUUCUUCUACUCUUAAAGAGGGCUGAUGUGGAGGUUUUAUCUCAGUGAUGACAGUUUGUUUUAGAAAAUGCUGUAGCGGGUAACUGAGCCCUAAGCACCAGUAUUAAUGGUGACUGCUGUGGUGAUAUCACUGUUUUCAAACGACACGACUAAUGCGCUGACCAUAAAGCACCCUUCAACUAUACGUGAAGAGAUGGCUGUUAGAGCACACAUCAGUCCAGAUGUUCAGUGGUCAUGAAUAAAUUUCACAGGUAGGCAGCAGCUUUAUAUUCUAAGGAAGACAUCCUGUAGGUCAAACCGCUGAAUGCACCUUGUUAAAGGCUUGCUGUGCUGCAGAUCUUAUCCCUUUGGCUAUAGCUCAUGAAUCCUUCACACACACACAACAGGUUGCACUUUCUUGAACUUUAGGAACAGGAGCUUGUUGGAAAAGGAUGCAGGAUGUAUCAGGUUUAAGCCAAAAUAUGCCUGUGUACAAGAUACAACAACUGCCCUUCUUAGAAGAUCCUUGUAAAUCAUCUCAAUUUCACUGUUCUUCAGGUUACCUUUAUUUGGCAAUAGCUUUAUUGCGAUGUCUGAUGUGUUUGGUUUCUUUUUUGUACCUGUUCAUUUGAAGGACCAAAGUUUUUUGGGGUUUUUUUUGUUUGUUUUUUUGCUUGUCUGCACUUGCAAACAAUUGACCGUUACAGUUUACUUGCUUUUCAGCAUAUCAUGUUAUCUCAUUAAUGCCCUUGUAUCUUUUCCUUUAUCCAUAACAACAACAGUGUAUUCAUAUGAGAGACUGUUUUGUUGCAAGGAUAGAUGUGUUUGAGUAGGUCGAGAAGCUGUGCUGAUACAUUUAGAUGUCUGUGAAUUGAGAAGUCUUUUGUAAUGGCUCCUUCAAAUAUUUAAAGGCUUUACUUCACACUAACAUGCUUCUGGGCCUCUUGUGUGAGGACUGUGCUACAUUACAUGAACAAUUGGAUGGCCAACUGUGUAAGUGAUGAAAGAUAUGCAUUAAAUAUCAAAACAAGA